Molecule: messenger RNA, 2310 nt
Organism: Sycon ciliatum
Lineage: Eukaryota; Metazoa; Porifera; Calcarea; Leucosolenida; Sycettidae
Exons: 9
Coding region: 94-1533 (479 amino acids)
Molecular function (GO): protein binding
Source: RefSeq, a predicted model, not a curated record
GUUUCAAACAAUAAUUUCUUCUACAAGUUUCCUCCUGAGACUCUCCUGUUCCCAAUGACUUCUGCAUUCCUCGUCUUUCUGUAGUCCAUAGCCAUGGAGAACAUACCUGCUCUUGUGAAAUCGUUCUUCCUACUUCUGGUAGCUUGUGUUGCCGGGGCUUCAGCCGCCCAGCAUAAAGGAUUGUGGGGUAGAAGUUCAAGUCGACCUGGCUCGAACGACAAGCAUUUCGUGCUCCCCACUGGGCAAGAUAAGAGUUCUGUGCGGCGCUCGAGUGCUUCAGGUGAGUUUUGGCAUCAGCAUUUGGACAAUGCAAUUUACACCAACGUGGCCAUCUCCCUCAAGGGCUAUGUUGGCGCUGCCACCGACCUGAAUCCACCGGAGAUGGUGGAAAGCUUCAAGAUUAGCGGUGAGAGAGUUGCCAAUAAAUCGUCGGUGACUGAUUGGGCGCACGACGAAACCACAGGUCAAGUGGCAAUGUCGCGGAACUCGACUAUCUGCGCUGGGGUGCUGUCGAAUACAGACAAUCGAAAUAUGAUGGUGUUUGCGUGGGACUUGGCAAGUUCACACCCAGAACCUCUUUGGGCAUUUAAGCGGACGUCCGCGGAAGCCAUUUCCAUUGAUGUGUCGAGAGACGGCUCGCUCGUUCUUCUUGCCGACGUGGAAAAUUUGGGCAGUGACGCAAAAUGGACGGUCACCGUAUACAACGGCAGAAGUGAAGAAGUCUUGGUUAGGUAUGCAACCGAAGGCCGAAAUCAGCAGCUGAGAGCGGCAGCGUUGAGUGACGAUGGACUUUACGUAGCAUGGGUAACUCGAAUUAUCAGCCAGGAGAGUGUGGAGAAUUUCAAUUUGACCGUCACAGAGUACAACCCUGUGAAACAGUCUUUUGGGCAGCAAGUUGUCACUGCUCUCGACACAAACAUCCAGUCAAUGAUAGUCUCGAGCUCGGCAGAGUUUAUCGCCGUGCAAGGCUAUGACAAUCGCACAAUGCUAGUGUUGAAGGUCUUCCGCAGGGCCGAUGCCGACAAGCUGACGUAUGCUCGUCACGAUCUCGUCGAGACACCCUACCCGAAUGACUUAGUGGCCAUGGCUUUCUCACCCGAAGGCCUGUAUCUGGCAACGACCUGGAUCAACCGAGAUCUCAACCACAACCAGCUGGUGGUGUACGACAUGCGCACGCAGAAGCAAGUCUUCAGUUAUCUAUAUCCAGUGGAGCACGACGGCGAUUUCUACGACAAGCCGUGCUCCGUGGCGAUGUCGGACCACGGCGAGUACGUGGUGGUCGGCUCCUGGGGAACCAAGAAUAAACAGCCUGGCACGGAGCAGGUUCAGGUAUUCAAAGUCGGCGUCCAGGCUCCAAUCUUCAAACACUUCAUCCCAGGCUCAGCAUUGUCUGUGGAUAUGGUGAAGACGGACACGGGAAAGCUGUACGUCGUUGCAGGUGGCAAAAAGAACCCCGCCGACGUCCUAGGCGAAGGCGGGGAUCUCUUCAUGUUCGAAGUCAAUCCUGCAAUGGUAGAGCAGGGACCAGAAUAGGAAUGAUGAGCACCCAAGACCAGUGUGUGUUCUCUUGAGGAUGACACCGUUCGUCAUACUUCGCGAUCUGGAUCAUCACGCGGUAGUAUAUACAGUGCUGUGAGGUCUUGAUUGUUAUACCGUAGUACAUGCAGUGCUGUGAGGUCUUGUGUUGAGUAGGCUAGUGGAUCCGGCGUUAGUGUAGCCCGGUGCAGUUCGUGAUACUCUGCUCGUCGUUAGGAGCGCGUGUGUUGCGUGCUCGUGCCGUCUAUGCUAGGGCUUGCACUCGGUGAUACCGAUGCGGCUGGCUCUCUCGGUGCAGUGCGUUCCUGCACAGAACGAUUCCUCUGCUGACUGCGUGUUGACUUCUUAUUCUACAUGCUAUUGCUAGCUGCUGUGUUCAUGAUCAUGCCAAUGUUUGGAUUAGUGUAUGGUACUCGCACCCGGCAUGCACAGUAUUCAAUAGCUUUAGAGCAAAAAACCCCACUUGCUGUACAAUUGCUGUACAAUUGCGAAAUUUGUCGCUUUUUUUUACAUUUUAUUUUGGAGCGCUCAACCUGAAUUUAUCACACUUUUUUGACAGACAGCGUUAUGCCCCUUACAAAUCUGGCUUACCCUUGAACUGUGUUCAAUGAAUGCACAAUCAUACUUUGCAAGCACCAAACUAUCUCACCAAUUACCAUGAUAUACCGUAUAAUUAUGCUACAAUUUGAAUAUGAAAUAGGGGAGGCUCAAGAUAGCAACAGGAUUGCAGCGCAUGUGUACACAAAAGCAUAGAAAUAAAAAUCAUAAAAAUGA